AUGGGAACAAAAAGGGAAUCAAUGGCCUCGAUGAAACCCGAUGAGGGAGAUGUCUUGGCACCUCCACAAUCAAAUUUAGGCCUUGGGGAAGAUGAUCCAAUAGACGACGACGUCAAAGAGUGCCCCUUCUACGGUUGGAGGAGAUGGAGUUCUAGCAAAAAUAGGAGGGGGAAUGCACCUGUGAGUGGUGACUGUGCUGGCCUCGGCCUGGGCGACGCUAGUCAAUGCUUGGGCUUGGGUGAUGCCUUGGACAGAGGAGAAGAGGGCGCCAAUGGAGAGGAUGACGAUGCCUUGCACCAGUAG
Messenger RNA from Ilex paraguariensis (yerba mate), 303 nucleotides. The record is from the annotation of a GenBank genome assembly. NCBI's taxonomy places the organism in Eukaryota, Viridiplantae, Streptophyta, Magnoliopsida, Aquifoliales, Aquifoliaceae.